Globicephala melas (long-finned pilot whale) is the source of this 3531-nucleotide messenger RNA. RefSeq names its product MYC proto-oncogene, bHLH transcription factor (gene MYC). Gene Ontology annotation, molecular function: protein dimerization activity; RNA polymerase II cis-regulatory region sequence-specific DNA binding; DNA-binding transcription factor activity, RNA polymerase II-specific. The record is from RefSeq and is a predicted model, not a curated record. NCBI's taxonomy places the organism in Eukaryota, Metazoa, Chordata, Mammalia, Artiodactyla, Delphinidae. Gene Ontology annotation, biological process: regulation of transcription by RNA polymerase II; positive regulation of cell population proliferation.
CCUGCUGCCGCCGCGCCCCGGCCGCCGCCUGGCUCCCCAACUGCCUCUGGAAGGGCAGGGCUAUUCAGAGGCUUGGCGGGAAAAAGAGAACAGAGGGGAGGGGCCGUGCCUUAGCAGUAUAAAAGCCGGUUUUCUGGGCUUUAUCUGACUCGCUGUAGUAAUUCCAGCGAGAGGCAGAGGGAGCGAGCGGGCGGGCCCUCGAGGGUGGAAGAGCAGAGGCAGCCGAGCGAGCGGAGUCGCGCUCCGGGCGCCCGGGGAAGGGAGAUCCGGAGUGAAAGGGGGGCUUCUGCGCCUCGGGCCCGGCCGCCCCCACCCCACCCUUCCCGCCGACCCCUGCCAGCGGCCCGCCACCCGCGCCGCAUCCGCGAAACUUUGCCCACUGCCCGCUGGAACUUACAGCACCCGAGCGACAACGCGACUCUCCGGACACGGAGAGGCUCUUCUGCCUAUUGGGGGAGUCACUUUUCCCCGCCACUGCCCACGACCCGCGCCUCUGAAAGGCGCUCCUCGCCGCUUUUUGGACGCUGGAUUUCCUUCGGAGAGUGGAAAACCCGCAGGCUGCCGCGAUGCCCCUCAACGUCAGCUUCGCCAACAGGAACUAUGACCUCGACUACGACUCGGUGCAGCCUUAUUUCUACUGCGACGAGGAGGAGAACUUCUACCAGCAGCAGCAGCAGAGCGAGCUGCAGCCGCCUGCGCCCAGCGAGGAUAUCUGGAAGAAAUUCGAGCUGCUGCCCACCCCGCCCCUGUCCCCGAGCCGCCGCUCCGGGCUCUGCUCGCCCUCGUACGUCACGGUCGCGUCCUUCUCCCCCAGGGGAGACGACGACGGCGGCGGCGGCAGCUUCUCCUCGGCGGACCAGCUGGAGAUGGUGACCGAGCUGCUGGGAGGAGACAUGGUGAACCAGAGCUUCAUCUGCGACCCCGACGACGAGACCUUCAUCAAAAACAUCAUCAUCCAGGACUGUAUGUGGAGCGGCUUCUCGGCCGCCGCCAAGCUCGUCUCGGAGAAGCUGGCCUCUUACCAGGCUGCGCGCAAAGACAGCGGCAGUCCGAGCCCCGCCCGCGGGCACAGCGGCUGCUCCACCUCCAGCUUGUACCUGCAGGACCUGAGCGCCGCCGCCUCCGAGUGCAUCGACCCCUCGGUGGUCUUCCCCUACCCGCUCAACGACAGCAGCUCGCCCAAGCCCUGCGCCUCCCCCGACUCCGCCGCCUUCUCGCCGUCUUCGGACUCUCUGCUCUCCUCCGCCGCGUCCUCCCCGCGGGCCAGUCCCGAGCCCCUGGCGCUCCACGAGGAGACACCACCCACCACCAGCAGCGACUCUGAGGAAGAACAAGAGGAUGAUGAAGAAAUUGAUGUUGUUUCUGUGGAAAAGAGGCAGCCCCCUGCCAAAAGGUCAGAAUCGGGGUCACCCUCUGCCGGAGGCCACAGCAAACCUCCUCACAGCCCGUUGGUCCUUAAGAGGUGCCACGUGUCCACCCAUCAGCACAAUUAUGCAGCGCCCCCCUCCACUAGGAAGGACUGUCCCGCCGCCAAGAGGGCUAAGUUGGACAGUGGCAGGGUCCUGAAACAGAUCAGCAACAAUCGCAAAUGUGCCAGCCCCAGGUCUUCGGACACCGAGGAGAAUGACAAGAGGCGGACACACAACGUCUUGGAACGCCAGAGGAGAAACGAGCUGAAACGCAGCUUUUUUGCCCUUCGUGACCAGAUCCCGGAGUUAGAAAACAAUGAAAAGGCCCCCAAGGUAGUUAUCCUUAAAAAAGCCACAACAUACAUCCUGUCCGUCCAAGCAGAGGAGCAAAAGCUCAUUUCAGAAAAAGACGAGUUGCGGAAGAGGCGAGAACAGUUGAAACUCAAACUUGAACAGCUACGGAACUCUUGCGCAUAAAUUGACCGAUUGGAGGGAGGAACUGGAAUGAAUCCCUCAUGAAAUUCUCAUUUGUUACUAAGGGAAAGUGAGGAAGAAGAUUCCUUCUGACGGAACUCCCGACGUAUGAACUUUCUGCAUAUGCAUGACCAACCUCACAACCUUGGCUGGAUCUUAAGACUGAAAGGUUUAGCCAUAAUAUAAACUGCCUCAAAUGGGACUUUGGGCAUAAAAGAACUUUUUUUAUGCUUACCAUCUUUUUUUUUUCCUUUAACAGAUUUGUAUUUAAGAAUUGUUUUUACGAAAUCCUGAACUUUAUCCAAUUUUCCUUUGUAAAUAUAGCCAUUAAAUGUAAAUAACUUUAAUAAAACCUUUAUAGCAGUUAUACCAUAAUUUUUUUAUUUAAGUACAUUUUCCUUUUUAAAGUUGAUUUUUUUCUAUUGUUUUUAGAAAAAAAUAAAAUGCCUGGCAAAUAUAUAAUUGAGCCAGAUCUUCAGUUGUGAGUGUUUUGUUUCUUUUCUUUUCUUUUUUUUUUUUUUUCCUCAUUCUCUUUUCAUCAAUGACAAAUUAACAGAAUUUGGCCCUUAAGGGAGUGAGCUUUAGAAGAUGGGAAGAGAAGUUAUUUAAGAAAGGGUGAGGGCUUUCCUUUGUUCUAAUGGGUCUGGGGCCUUAAGGUCUUUAAAUUCUCAGGGUUAUAAGAUGCUUCCUGGAGAUUUGUGAUAAGGGCUAGAGUUGAUACUUCAAAGAAUGAAAGGGCAGUAAGCUGGUGAGGGUUAGAGGUAGGCAAAAGGGUUAAAGAUAACAGUUAAGAACACAAAGGGGGGUGAGGACUGGGGUUUGGGAGGAACAUGAAGGAAAAACUGGAGUUUCCAUGCCAUUCCCCAGCUCCAUUGCAGGCCAGGGGUCCUGCCCAUUGAAACAGUUGAUGGGGGAAGAGCCGGGACCAACUUUUCUGCUUGCCUGCUCCUACCAGGUGCUCUGGGAGGCAAGUUAUUAACCCUAUUUUACAAACAAGGGAAUAUAGAAGCUCAGAGUGGUUAUAUAACUUCUCCUCAGCCACACAGUAAAAGGCUGAAUCCAGGUCCCAUGUUUGUUGAAAAACACUUACCACUUGGCUAUCAUGCUUUAGCUCAUCCUGUGUCUGCAGUACAAGAAUGCUUUGGGUUUGGGGCCUGAUGGACUGAUCCAAGGGGUAACUGUUUAAGUGCCAGGCAUUUUUCUAUGCAUUUUCCUUAUGCUAACUCCCCAGCAACCAUAUGAAGGAGGUACUGUCGAUUUCCCAUAAUAGGGAAACUGAGGCACAACAAGGCUUAUCCAUGUGCCCAAGGUCCACUGAUAAUGAAGGGUAGAGCAAGGAUUCCAACCCAGGCUUGACCUGUGCUAGACCACCUCUCAGACAAGCCAGUAGCAAUCAACUGGCCAGUCACGAGGACGGGAGUCACCCAUCAAGUGGAAUACGUGACUUAAGUUUCAGCAUUUAGGGCUGCUGGGACUCGGUUCCUCUUUUUCCGUUUUGUUUUGUUUUUGUUUUUAUUUUGUUGUCCAUUGCUUAAUUAUUCCUUUCACAAUGAGAAACCCACGGCUCAUCCACUCCUACCUUAGCCAUUUGUUAAAUGAGGUUCACCGGUUGCUCCUGGGAAGUGGCCAAUAUGGAAAUGCUACUGUU